This is a messenger RNA of Planococcus citri (citrus mealybug), 1430 nucleotides long. RefSeq lists its product as uncharacterized. The record is from RefSeq and is a predicted model, not a curated record. Lineage: Eukaryota; Metazoa; Arthropoda; Insecta; Hemiptera; Pseudococcidae. Gene Ontology annotation, molecular function: calcium ion binding. The coding region runs from base 694 to 1218 and encodes 174 amino acids. Gene Ontology annotation, cellular component: centriole; centrosome. The transcript has a single exon. Gene Ontology annotation, biological process: mitotic cell cycle; centriole replication.
UUAACAGUGCUUAAAAUUGAAGAAAAAACUAAAUAAAAGCUAUACAUUUCAAAAACACCUUGCGAAAAUUGCUCAAAAUAUGAAAUUUUGAUACUCACUGAUAAGAAUGCCCACCAAACCGAUAAAGUUCAGGCAAACCGAUAUGCAACCCGCAAUACGUCAAAAGCCUUAUUGGAAACGUCUUGGUUUUAAGGGGCGUACACAUGAUCCAAUAUAUUUGACAAACCAGGUUUGUCAAAUUGACAUCGUUGAUAAAAUUUAUCAACAUAUAAUCAACAUAUAUUUGGUUGCAUGGAAAGUCAAAUAUAUUAGAUCAUGUAAACGCUCUGAUAAUCUAAGUUUUUUUUCCAAAUUUUCAACGUUUUGUUGAUCGAUGACACCAAUUCUGAAAAUAGAAAUUAUUUAUAUUUUCAGAAUUAUUUUCAGAGUUGUGUCUAUGGUGUCUCCGAUCAACAAAACGUUAAAAAUUUGAGAAAGACAUCAUCAGAGCGUCCACACAACCGAAUAUGUUUGAUUAAAUUCAAUUUGAUUUGACAAAUCGAGUUUGUCAAAUAUAUUGGAUCAUGUGUACGCCCCUUUAAUUUCAUAUUUCAUAUGUUUCAAUUAUUGUUCAUUGUGGUUCGUGCAGAACUUCCAUGAAUUAAUCUAUUAUUUUCUGGUGUACGUGUUGUAUAAUCUAUCAUCGAAGAGACAAUGUUUUCCAGCAAUUCAAAUCAAAGUAAAGAUUCAAUGAAUACGUCAUCCAAGGCAGUAAAAUUUGAAGAGACGUUAUUGACAGAACAGCAAAAAAGAGAUAUCAAAGAAGCUUUCAAUCUUUUUGAUUACGAAGGACAAGGUAAACUGAAAACUAAAGAAUUAAAAGUAGCCAUGAGAGCUCUAGGUUUUGAGCCUAAACGUGAAGAAGUGAGAAAAAUUCUACAGGAUAUGAACAGAGAAGGAAACGAAUUCCUCAGCUAUAAUGAUUUCGUUUCAAUCAUGUCUCAAAAGUAUUCCGAAAAAGACGUAAUGGAUGAAAUUCGUAAAGCUUUCCAAUUAUUCGAUGACGAUAAUACCGGAUUCAUCACUGUAAAGAAUUUGAAAAGAGUGGCUGAAAAGUUGGGCGAAAAAUUUAAAGAUGAGGAUUUGCAAGAAAUGAUAGAAGAAGCUGAUAAAGAUGGAGACGGUGCCAUUAGUUUGGAAGAAUUUGCUUUCGUAAUGCAGAAAACCAAUUUGUAUUAAGCAGAAAAGACGAAUGAUGCGAGAAUUUUUCAACUACAUAAUUUUCCUCUCAAGUACCUAUUAAAAUUGGACAUUUCUGUGUUCCAUACCUUUUUUUUAUCGUUCCAUAUGGUUCAUCUAGUCUAUGUAUAUUUUUAAAAAUUAUUUCGGUGUAUUUUUUUUUAAGUUUUGAACGUGUUUGUGAAUCGCAAUACACUUGUGAACUUUAAUAA